Molecule: messenger RNA, 1415 nt
Organism: Haliotis rufescens (red abalone)
Lineage: Eukaryota; Metazoa; Mollusca; Gastropoda; Lepetellida; Haliotidae
Product: beta-1,3-galactosyltransferase 1-like
Exons: 2
Coding region: 33-1415 (460 amino acids)
Cellular component (GO): membrane
Molecular function (GO): hexosyltransferase activity
Source: RefSeq, a predicted model, not a curated record
CAGCGGAACAGGUUGUGGGGACAUACCCCUGCAUGAAGAAGCUGUUUAAGGAUGGUUACUAUCUGAUGUUCAUGCAAUCGAGUACAGUACAACGGAAUCUUGAUGACGAUUUGAAGGAUCUACACUUGGCCUCAUUCCCAAGACGGUUAAAUAUGGCGUCUCACAAACAAAUAAUAGGAGCUUUUCUAUUGGUAUCAAUGAUAUCUUCACUAUUAGUGGUGAUCGCCAUCGUACGUGAACAUCAAAUGAGAGAAGUGCCUAGACAUACGGAAAGCAGACACGCCAACAAAGGCACAUCUCAUGCAAAGAGUCUUUAUUUGCUUCCAGAUACUGCACAUACGUCUCAGAAAUUAAUGCCAGCAAUUAAUCUAGACGAUUAUGAUGUAAUGCAAACAGAAAACCAGUCGAGUGUGAACAUCCUACCUGUGAAUCAUAGCUCUACAUAUCAUGCUAGUGCUUUAUCCUCAUCAAACGAUAAGCAACAAGAAAACGAUUCACGUCCCUUCACUCCACGUGUGAAUGGCAGUUCAACAUCUCAUGGUAAUGCUCAUCCUGCCUCUAACAAUAAGCAUAACGAUCCCGGAGUGCGCCCGGACAGUUGCAGGGACUGUUUCAGACAUAAUUUCGACUAUCUUAUACAGAACACUGAUAUAUGUGACUCGAAAGGGCAGAUAGAUCUGUUGAUGCUCAUCUUCACCAGUCACGCUAACAGACGUAACAGAGAUGUUAUCCGCUCAACGUGGUCGUCGAUCUCCAGAAACAAUACCGGAAGUGUGAGGUAUGUCUUUCUGUUGGGAAUCGUUGAAGAUUACUCCUUGAUAAAAAGUGUCCAGGAAGAAUCACAGCAGAUGGAGGAUUUACUGAUGGAGGAUUUCUUUGACUCUUAUGCGAAUUUGACAUACAAAACAAUCAUGGGGUAUAAGUGGGCGAACACCUAUUGUCCCCAUGCAAGAUUUGUUCUCAAGACGGAUGAUGAUAUGUGGAUCAACGUCCCCAACAUGCUUAAUGUCGUCAAUCAUAAUGCAGUGAUGCUGCAGAAUACUGUGAUAGGUGCGUGUUAUUUGAAUGCCGCCGUUGUUAGAGAAACAAAGUCAAAGUGGUAUGCGUCCCCCAAGAGCUAUCCUCAUUCAAGAUACACGGGAUACUGUUCUGGAACUGGGUAUGUCACCAGUAUGAAGGUUGUGACACAGGUGUAUCGCGUAUCGAAAGACGUGCCGUUCUUUCACCUAGAGGAUGUUUACAUAGCUUUCUGCAUUUUUAAACUAGGUUUUAAACUCAAAUAUCAUUCUGGAUUUUAUAUAUAUUUAAAACGAGGUACAGCAUGCAUGUAUAAAUCAGACAAAGUCCUGAUAGUCCAUGGUCUCUCGUUGACUUACAUCGAGAAAAUGUGGGCAACAAAGUGCCACGUGAGGUGA